This is a messenger RNA of Cydia amplana, 808 nucleotides long. RefSeq lists its product as uncharacterized. The coding region runs from base 125 to 547 and encodes 140 amino acids. The record is from RefSeq and is a predicted model, not a curated record. NCBI's taxonomy places the organism in Eukaryota, Metazoa, Arthropoda, Insecta, Lepidoptera, Tortricidae. The transcript has 2 exons.
ACACAAGCGGCUGCUACAUGGCGGACCGCAGCUACUCUUAUCUACUUUGCGUGAAUGUUGGUGGCCUUUAGGUGCGCGAAAUUUGGCAAGGAAGAUAGUUCGAGAAUGCGUUACCUGUAUUCGAAUGAAAGAUCCUACUGAUUUAUCCCCGCUCACGCCAGCCCAUUUCCUAAUUGGUCGGCCGUUGACCUGCCCUGCUAGCGAGGACCUGACGGACGUGCAGCCUUCCCGCCUGUCUCGCUACGCCAGGAUCGAAGCCCUACGUCAACACUUCUGGCGUCGUUGGGCCACGGAGUACGUUGCGGAGCUCCAGCGACGAACCAAGUGGAAGACGCAGAAAGACGACAUAGCGUUGAACAGUCUCGUUCUAAUCAAGGACGAUAACCUGCCUCCUCUCAAAUGGCGGUUAGGCCGAGUCACGCGUCUAUACCCUGGGAGCGAUGGCGUGAACCGUGUCGCCGACAUCCUCACGGCGACAGGAACAAUACGACGCAGCUUUUCAAAGAUCUGCCCGCUACUACCAGAGCCGGCAGACCUAGACGGAUGAAGACUACUUUGGGAGACGGUGCUCCCAAGGCCGGGGGCAUGUUCACGCACCUACUAGCGACAUCUAGCGACGCUGCGACGACAACUGCUAUACCGCCCCUCUCCGCGCUCAUCUUGUCUCGUUCAUUCGCCUCGAUAUACGACACGAUAAACACGUUACUCUUUACAUUUAAAUUUUGAGCUGUAUAAAGCCACUUUUCGUAAUAAACGAAUUUUCUAUAUAUUUUAAUAAACGUCUUCAUUGAAUGGACCCUGGAAAACC